CGGUCAUUCGAUUAAAUGUUAUCGAUAGGUCUGAACAACAUCAACAAUUGGGCCUCGUUUUAAUUGUUGUAAAAUGUUAAAUUUUUUAAAUAAAACACGACAAUUGCUCUAUCCGAAUGUGCGCAGUCUGUCGCAUACACUCACAGCCUGCCAGAGCAAUGUGACCGCUGAGUCCACAACGGCGGCAAGCAAUAACGCGGUCGUCACCAAGCCGGCGCUAAUAUUGCCACAGAACUAUGCCGAAUACGCGCCCGUGAAUCGAAAUACUGCACGGCAGGCGUGGAUUGAAAAUGUUGAUGCGGUGGCAGAGCGUAAAGUGGGGCUUAUGGAACUGCAUCCAGAUGUGUUUGCCGCGCAGCCGCGCGUUGACAUCAUUCAGGAGAACAUCGAGUGGCAGCGCAAAUAUCGUUAUGUAAGCAUGGCACAUACCAAGACACGCGCCGAAGUGCGCGGCGGCGGUCGCAAGCCUUGGCCGCAAAAGGGCAUGGGCCGUGCUCGACACGGCUCCAUACGAUCACCGCUGUUCAAGGGCGGCGGCGUCGUACACGGCCCGCGAUCCCCAACCAGCCACUUCUAUAUGCUGCCCUUCUACAAGCGGGUGCUGGGCCUCACAUCGACGCUGAGCGUUAAACUGGCGCAGGACGAUUUGCACAUCAUUGAGAACGUUGAGAUACCAACACGUGAUGCACAGUUCAUUAAGGAUCUGAUCCAAGAGCGAAACUGGGGACCAUCAGUGCUGAUUAUUGACAAGCAAGAUAUCUUUCCGGAAAACAUUUGUUACGCUACCGACACACUGGGCUAUGUGAAUCUGAUGCCCGCCUUCGGUUUGAAUGUCUACUCCAUGCUGAAGCAUGACACCUUGGUGCUGACUGUUGAUGCCGUCAAGCAUUUGGAAGAGCGUCUGCUUUUCCAGUUGCAUCGCAAUGAUGCGGCCAGCAAAGGCUCCAAAUUCAAGCUGGAUCAAGUUUAAAUAUAAGUUUUUUUUUUUUGUUUUA
Messenger RNA from Drosophila montana, 995 nucleotides. It is a transcript of the gene mRpL4, whose product is annotated as mitochondrial ribosomal protein L4. The transcript is spliced from 2 exons. Lineage: Eukaryota; Metazoa; Arthropoda; Insecta; Diptera; Drosophilidae. Gene Ontology annotation, biological process: translation. The record is from RefSeq and is a predicted model, not a curated record. Gene Ontology annotation, molecular function: structural constituent of ribosome. Bases 74 to 970 code for a protein of 298 amino acids. Gene Ontology annotation, cellular component: ribosome.